AUGGCUACGGAGACUGCUACGAGAUCGAGCUCAGCGGCCGAUUCGUACAUAGGGAGCUUGAUAAGUUUGACUUCGAAGAGUGAGAUCAGAUAUGAAGGCGUGCUUUACAACAUCAACACCGAAGAGUCCAGUAUUGGGCUCAGAAACGUACGAUCUUUUGGAACAGAAGGAAGGAAGAAGGAUGGACCACAAAUCCCUCCGGGUGACAAAGUUUAUGAGUAUAUACUAUUCCGCGGGAGUGACAUCAAGGAUUUACAGGUUAAGUCUUCUCCACCUGUUCAGCCUACACUACCACCUAUAAACAAUGAUCCAGCUAUUAUUCAAUCUCACUACUCCCGCCCCGCUCCUUCAACAUCGAGCUUACCUGCUCCUGCUAGUGGAUCUUUGACGGAUAUUAAUCCUCAUACUGCACAGUUGGGACUCCCUGGUCCAAAUUUCCAAGGUAGUUUGCCUUUAUAUCAACCUGGAGGCAAUUUAGCGUCAUGGGGGGCUACGCCUCCUCCUCCAAGUGCAAAUGGUGGUGGGCUUGCAAUGCCAAUGUACUGGCAAGGAUACUAUGGCCCUCCAAAUGGGCUUCCUCAUUUACACCAGCAAUCGUUGCUUCGACCACCACCUGGGCUAUCAAUGCCUUCUUCAAUGCAGCAGCCACUGCAGUACCCCAAUUUUAAUGCCUCCUUACCUACUGGAACUUCAAACUUGCCUGAAGUUCCAUCGCCUUUGCUUCCAGCUGCUAGUAUUAGUUCUACUUCUUUAUCUCAGUCAACAUUGCCAACAACUCUGCCUCCAGUGCCUUCUACAACACUAGCUUCUGAAACCUUGCCAAGCUCUAUGCCUAACAAGGCACCAAGUUCUGCCCCUUCUGUAGCCACCCUUAGUGCAAACUUGCCACCUAUUUCUUCUCUAACUACUUCAAGCCCAGAUAUAAGUACUGUUGUACCACCAAUCUCUAACAAGCCUCAUGCAAUUUCUGGCCCAACCUUGCCUUAUCAAAACAUAUCUCAAGCUACUUCCUCUGUUGUCGGGACAUCCAGUUCUUUGCGCACGGAAACACUACUGCCUUCUUUGGUAACCCCGGGUCAGCUGUUGCAAUCUGGAUCUGCUGCAGUCUCUUCAACUCAAUCUUUGCAAACCGCUCACAAGGAUGUUGAGGUGGUCCAAGUUUCAUCGUCAACCUCAUCAGAACCCACAGUGCCAGUCUCGGCCGAAUCUCAGCCCCCAAUAUUGCCAUUACCACCACCUGUACGGGCUGGUCAAAAGGUGUUGUUUUGUCAUACAUUCAUGCUCUUGGACUUGCUUGCUUUGUUUUCCCCUCCUCCUGGAUGUCUAUUUAUAUGUGGGUGGGUGCAGUAG
This is a messenger RNA of Prunus avium (sweet cherry), 1350 nucleotides long. The record is from RefSeq and is a predicted model, not a curated record. Lineage: Eukaryota; Viridiplantae; Streptophyta; Magnoliopsida; Rosales; Rosaceae.